Messenger RNA from Tuber melanosporum (Perigord truffle), 4929 nucleotides. RefSeq lists its product as uncharacterized. Bases 1 to 4743 code for a protein of 1580 amino acids. The record is from RefSeq and is a predicted model, not a curated record. Gene Ontology annotation, biological process: signal transduction; regulation of GTPase activity. Lineage: Eukaryota; Fungi; Ascomycota; Pezizomycetes; Pezizales; Tuberaceae. The transcript has 6 exons. Gene Ontology annotation, cellular component: cytoplasm.
AUGUCGCAUCUUCCUCUCCAUACUCCGCCAACACCACCGCAUUUUGGCCUCAGUGACCGGGGCUUCCCAGAGCACUCUACCGGUACUCAAGAUCAGUUGCGUGUUACAGUGGGCUCAAGCGCUUCUAGCCUGAAUAAUCACUACGCUGGGGGCAACAAUACUACGGGUACUUUGGGCCAUAGUAAUAAUAAUAUUCACCCUCCUUCCCCAAACCUUUACGCCCUGCAGGUAAAUUUGCAAGGUGAAGCACGGACUGUCUACACGCAUCAAGGAUACCCAUCCUCGCCUAGAAAAUUGCCACCACUAUCCCAACACCCCCAGCGCGACAACCUGAUCACACAUCAAGACUUUGAUCGUGAGAUAAACACCGGUAACAGCAAUAGUGGCAAAGGCGGCGGCGGAGGUCGCAUCGCGCAUCAACAGGUCUCAAUUACUCACCCUCAAAAAUCCCCCUACCCCCCAUCAUCCCCUUAUAACCACCACAACCAUUAUAGUCUGCAAUCCACCAUCCCUUCUAGGACCCCACAAGAUCAGUUGGAGAGAUUACAACCGGAGGCAUCGAGCGUAACAGGCGGUUUUUUGGGUCCUUUGGCCAACGAUUCUUCUCACCGUUACGAUUCAGGAUCUUCCUCACCCUACUCUGUUUCGAGGUCUUUGUCGGGAGGCUCUAGUAACUCUGUGCAUGGCACGAGCAGAGAUAGAGGACAGCCUUUACUUUCCGUCCCCGAAACUUCUAGCAGCGCGGCUACCACUCCUGCCGCUUCUCCCUCCAUGUCGUCCGCAAGCUUUCCACGCUCCAUUCCACGGACUUCUUCGAUAGAUUCUGCCAUAUCAUCGGCAUCUGCGCAGUCGGGAGCUAAUCAUACUAGCAGAGAUGGAAAUCACAGCUCGGCAAAGGAAGUUAGCCCGACACCGGCCGAGAUCCAGUCCUUAAUCCAAACGGCUGGGUCGGCCGAGUCGCUAAUUGCUUAUAUGAUGAAGGAGAAGGCGUCUGCGGCUUCGCAGAACGCACAAUUGUGGAAACUGGUGGACAAACAGAGGGCUAUGAUUUACGGCCUGAACAAGGACCUGGAACGCGCACUGAAGGAUAAAGAAAAGUACAGGAAGGCACUUAAGGAGCAGAGGGGUCAGCUUGCACCGCUACCUACGUCGUCGAUGGACCCGUCGAGAACAUUCAACGAAUCGCCUGCGCCGAGCGAGAGUGCCGCUGGAGAUUCGCCACGGGAUGGCCAACCAGAAGCAAAUCCCCUCGUUAGAUCGGAAUCCAUGCCCCUUCCUGACCGCUCGAGAUCUGAUUCGAGCUCAGUCCAGGGCGAUUCGAUGGCUCCCUAUCCGCCGGCAAACUCUAUGGGCGAUCGCAUAACUUCAUCCACCAAUCAAGGGACGAGGGGCCCUAAUGGGCAAUUGGCCCCCGACGGCGUAACUUCGUCGCUGGGAAACAAACAUUCUGAUCAGAGUCUUGGGGGUCAGGGUAAUUUGCAGUCUGGAAAUUCUCUGCCGCCAAUGAUGGAGUCAGCUGAGGAGGGAUCUGCCCCGUUGAGCAAAUUGGAUAACGUAUAUCCGGCCAUAGGCACUGGGCCGGCAAAAGGGCCAAUCCCGCUACGAAUGAAACUUGGUAUCUCAACGGCCGUUGCCCCGACCUCGGGGCUUGGGAAAUCGCCACUUCGAAAGGCACCCCCUGCUCCGUUGUCAUUGGGGUUGCACACGGAAUCCAAACUGCAUGAUGACACUGAUGAAGACGACAAUGUUUCGAUUGACGAGAUUGUAGGCUAUCAACAACUUUCUUCCCAAAAGUCGAAAGAGCCGGAGGGGACGAUAUCUGAUAGUGAUAGCGAAAAGAGCUGGCAACAUACACCGGUGGAUAAGAAGGCUCCUUCUGAUUUCUCGUCCCCCGAAAUUGAAGUGCACAAGAGUAUAUCGCUUGACCGGCCAGCUCCUAGUCCCCAACCAGCUCCCGGCCCCCGACCUCAGGAAAAGCAAGCUUCAACUCUACCGAAACAUAAUGAGGGACUAUUAUCGCCUGCCGCGGCAGGGUUUGGGAAGGAACAGUCCGCAAUUUCCCCUGGUAUCAAACAACAGUUCGCUAGAGCUCCAUUACCCAGUCCCGGAUUGCCAAGCUCACCGAGACCCAUUGACAGACCCCUAGGUUCACCGAUGCCAAGAAUCAAGUCACCCGGUUUACCGACCACGCCGAGAAUGAGUGCGACUCCGGCUCCUUAUGGGCCUGGAACCCCCCGUAUGGGCCUAAGAAUGAGUGCUAGUAUGCCACCUAGAUCGCCGGAAUACAAAGGACACGAGAAAAACGCUUCGGCGAGUAGUUUGUCAAGUGUCGGUGGCUUCACAAAGCCCGGGUCUCUCGACGGAUUAAGCAACCUCCUUAUCCUUCCUUCAGCCAUCCCUUCUGUGGACUCCCGCGUAGUAUCUUCUAGGAUGAAGCCCGCUAGAGCUAGUAUGAUGCCUGGUAGCAAGCCCCGACCGCUAAGUGAGGAUUCUGUAUUUACACUCGGGGUAUUUUCUCGGGCAAAUGGGAAGGAACUGUUGCGGGUCGAAAAGGAUGUUGGGGCUUUACCUGCUUUGGAUUCUCGAUUGAGGAAUUACAUCACUUAUAGUGUUAAAGUUCCAGAUAGGAGUCUUUUCUCUGGACACGCUCCGGCUAAGAUUGAUGCCCGAAGAAAUGCGAUUGACGAAUACUUUGCGGGGGUUUUGGGCGCCACUAUGGAUGAACGUGCGGCGCUGGCGCUGUGUGAGUUCUUCUCGACGGACGUAGUGGAUAAUAGUGUUGGCCGGGACUCGGCUCCGAUAUUCAAGGACGGAAGCGGUAUAACAGGCACGAACCAGGACGGAAAACCGGUGAAGGAGGGAUAUUUGACUAAACGUGGCAAGAACUUUGGCGGAUGGAAAGCACGCUAUUUCGUGCUCAACGGUCCUGUAUUGAAAUAUUACGAAUCUCCGGGAGGAUCGCACUUGGGACAGAUCAAGCUGCAGAAUGCUCAGAUUGGACGCCAAUCACAGAACCGGGGGGUUAAGGAAGCGGCGGAAGGUGCGAAUGACGCGGAUAAUCAAUACCGACAUGCGUUCUUAGUCUUGGAGCCCAAACGCAAGGAUUCGUCCACUCUGGUCCGCCAUGUUUUGUGUGCCGAGAAUGACGCCGAGAGGGAUGAAUGGGUAGAGGCUUUGAUGCAGUAUGUGGAUAAGGGAGGGCCAGAUGAUGAUGCUCAUUCUACAAUGUCUCAAGUAUCACAGACGUCGGCGACUGGUCGGGAGGGAAAGAAGAAGCGGUAUGGACAAAGGCACAACAAGGACAGCAAAGAAAAGAACGGUGAUGAUUGCCUGCAAGCGCUGAGUUAUGAGGAGACUGUCUCCGGGGUAGCGCCUGCUCGAGGUCCUACACCGGAGGACCACCAGCAGGCGCAGGCUAUGGAAAAUAGACCGAUGGUCGGCCCAGUCCCAGAUAGAGGUCCAGUAGCGUCCAAGCAGAUUUCUGGGCCGACGAACGGAUCCGUCAUUUCGGAUCUCGCUGCAUGGGGAUCGAAGUUCUCGGCGCCUACUAAUCACGCGGAGCAGAAGUCAGCAAAGAAGAGGAGCAUUUGGGGGUUCCGACAACGCUCUUCUUCGGACCUCACUAACCAACCUCAGGCUGCGCAGCCUCAACAAACCUAUGAGAGGAUACCUGUUUCUCGAAGUGUCUUUGGAGCUCCGUUAGAAGAGGCGGUUCAUUUGAGCAAGCCGAUGGGAGUGGACGUUCAUCUACCCGCAGUCGUUUACAGGUGUAUUCAAUAUUUGGAUGCCAAGGAUGCGGCGAGCGAGGAGGGUAUCUUUCGAUUGAGCGGUUCGAAUGUCGUUAUCAAAGGUCUUCGAGAACGUUUUAACACUGAAUCGGACUACAAUCUUCUGGAUAAUGACGAGUACUAUGACGUUCACGCCGUGGCCGGUUUGUUGAAGUUGUAUCUUAGAGAACUGCCGACAAAUGUUCUAACGACGGAGCGAAGGGAGGACUUCGUCAAAGUCACGGAAAUGGACGACAAGGCAGCUAAAAUCGCGGCCCUGAACGAGUUGGUUCAUACGCUGCCUGUUGAGAACUUCGAACUCUUGAGGGCGUUGUCGGGACACUUGAUCCACAUUGUUGAGAACUCGGAUAUAAACAAGAUGACUAUAAGAAAUGUUGGAAUUGUUUUCUCCCCAACCCUCAACAUACCAGCCCAAGUUUUCAGUAUGUUCCUCCAUGAAUACAACCACAUCUUUGUUCGCCCAGAAGAAGGCAACCUUGAAGCCCUCCGUAGCCACCAUCCAAAACACCCCCACCAAAACCCCCCGUCCACCCCAUCUCCCGUCUCCCCACGUAGCCCAUACCCCACACCCACCGACCGCCGCCCAUCGACGACUGGAUCACUCCUCCACCCGAGCAACCCCAACGCCGCCCCCUUAACCCCAGCAAUGCACUCCCCAUUACCACCAUCACGCCCGGCACCCCAAGAACCGCCAAUCACCCCGAGACCACAAUUCGCUAGUUACGAGCCGGCGUACGGGACCGUUGUUACCCCUACCCCAACGAAGCAACCGGCGAUGGGGUUUCCGGCGCCACCACCGAUGCUUGGUGAUGGCCUAGGGGACAAUGGACCUAGUGGGGCUAAGGCUAGGAGGAGAGAGAGUAGUAUGAUGUUCAUGAUGGGUAGGAAGGGGUAUAAUCGUGGGGUGAACAAUGGCGGGAGCGCAAUGGUGAUGGAAGAUAGUGUCUAUGAGUGAUUCCAUCCACUCGACUACCCCCCUCUCUUUCGUUUUCGUUUCCCCGAUUUGGCCCGGCCCGGCUUUCAUAGGUGGGUGGUGUGAGCGGUCAGUUAUGUCGCGUUACGUUAAUGUCCUCUUCCCCCCGUUCCCUAUUUAUUCUGUUAUAUCCUUACACUAUCAUACAACUUAAUACAAGUACAAGUA